This is a messenger RNA of Trichoderma reesei QM6a, 1437 nucleotides long. RefSeq lists its product as uncharacterized. The record is from RefSeq and is a predicted model, not a curated record. NCBI's taxonomy places the organism in Eukaryota, Fungi, Ascomycota, Sordariomycetes, Hypocreales, Hypocreaceae. Gene Ontology annotation, molecular function: heme binding; iron ion binding; oxidoreductase activity, acting on paired donors, with incorporation or reduction of molecular oxygen, reduced flavin or flavoprotein as one donor, and incorporation of one atom of oxygen. The transcript is spliced from 3 exons. Bases 1 to 1437 code for a protein of 478 amino acids.
AUGUCAGGAUACGAUCCGUCAGGCAUUGCAGACGUCGUCUACGGCGUGAGAGCAAGCCAUAAGAAAGUCUUCCCCAUCUAUGCCCAGGCCAACUUUGAGCGCGUCGCAAAGAAGUAUGGUCGCCCUGUCGGCACGCUGCGUGUGAGGGCACCAUUCUUCCGAGAUACUCUGGUGACGACGGAUCCUCAGAACAUCCAGACCAUGCUUGCGCUCAAGUUCAAGGACUUCGGCUUGGGUGUCAACCGAACAGAAAACUUCGAACCGCUCCUCGGACAUGGCAUCUUUGCUACCAAUGGCAAGCAAUGGGAGUACUCCAGAGCGUUGCUGCGACCACAGUUCAUCCGCGGCCAAGUCAGCGACCUCAAUCUCGAAGAAGGGCAUGUCAAAGCUCUCAUGACGGUGCUCAAUCGCCAUGUCGGACCAAACGGCUGGACAGACCUGGUCGACCUUCAACCUCUCUUCUUCCGACUCACGCUCGACUCUGCCACCGAAUUUCUCUUCGGAGAGAGCGUCAACAGCCAACUGGAGGCUGGCGAGUCCGGAGGUGAAAAGGACGGCAGUUUCGCGAAUGCCUUCGACAGGGCGCAAUACACUCUUUCGAUCGGGUCGCGUCUGGGGCCCAAUUACUGGAUCGUCCAUCUCCCCGAAUUCCAUCGAAUGGUGAAGCAGGUCCACGAAUUUGUCGACUACUUUGUCCGAAAGGCCCUUCAUCAGGGCGCCAGUGAGAAGCCUGUGAAUGAGGACAAGUACGUCUUCCUCAACGCCUUGGCCAAGGAAACCCAAGACCCCGAACAACUUCGAUCCCAGCUCCUCAACAUCCUGCUUGCCGGCCGGGACACCACGGCAUCGACGUUGGGCUGGUUCUUCUUCACCAUGGCCGAUCCUCGAUAUGCAUCCGUCUUCCGCAAGCUGCGGGCUGUUAUCCUGGAUGAAUUCGGAACGUACUCGAGUCCCAAGGAGAUUACAUUCGAAAAGAUGAAGGGCUGCCAGUAUCUUCAAUGGUGCUUGAAUGAGUGUCUUCGCCUGUAUCCUGCGGUUCCCAUGAAUGUCCGCACCGCACAAGUCGACACGACGCUGCCCACGGGUGGAGGUGUUGAUGGACAGUCUCCGAUAUUCGUACCAAAGGGCCAAGACGUUGGGUAUUCGGUUCAUCUGAUGCAUCGCCGCAAAGACAUUUGGGGCCCCGAUGCCGAAAUCUUCAAGCCGGAGCGAUGGCUGUCGCGGAGACCGGGCUGGGAUUAUCUUCCUUUCAAUGGCGGACCGAGGAUUUGCAUUGGCCAGCAGUUUGCACUGACAGAAGUCGGAUACGUGGUGAUCAGAACGAUGCAGCGAAUCGACAGCAUCGAUGGGUCGCAGGUUGGUCCUGUCAAGCAUGGCUUGACAUUGACCAACUGCCCGGGCGAGGGGGUCAAGGUCAGGCUGCACUUUGCCGAGUAG